GUUUAAUCUGUUUAAUGCAAAACCAAUCUGGUAUUACGCAUAAAUAAUAAUAAUAAGUCAGUAAGUGGUAAGUCAGCGUCGCUGCAGCACGGUACCCCCAGGCCAAUCCGGAUAUACACAAUGCCAGAUAAAGUAGUAUGUUACUAUGGAAGCUGGGCUUGUUACCGGCAAGGCAAUGGAAAAUUUCCUGUUGAGAGCAUUGACCCAUUCAAAUGCACUCACGCUAUCUAUAGUUUCGUGGGGAUCAAUUCGGAUGGAUCAAUUAGACAUAUUGAUGAUUGGAACGAUAACGGUAGUCGUGGCAUAGCGCGCUUCAACGCGUUGAAACAACAAAACCCCCGACUUAAGACACUUGUAGCCAUUGGCGGUUGGAAUGAAAGCUCACAAACUUUCAGUCAUGUUGCUGCAAAUGCCGGUCUACGUCAGCGUUUUGCACAAAAUGCGCUGGCCUUUAUUCAGAAUUAUGGAUUUGACGGAUUUGACCUUGACUGGGAAUAUCCUGCUCAACGGGGUGGAUCACCACAUGAUAAACAAAACGUGACUUUGAUGGUCGAAGCUUUAAGGAGAACUUUUGACGCAUCGGGAAGGAAAUAUUUACUUACUGCUGCUGUCCCAGCCACAGGGACAUCGGCUGGAAUCUCGUACGACAUUCCUUCGUUUGUGGCCCAUCUGGAUUGGGUCAAUUUGAUGGCCUACGAUUAUCACGGGGCUUUUGAUGGGCGAACUGGUCAUAAUGCACCUUUGUUUUCUAAUGAUACAUUCAAUGUUGACGCAUCUGUUAAAUACUGGAUCUCUAAUGGUGCACCCGCUCAUAAGAUUGUGCUCGGUCUUGCUGUUUAUGGACGGAGCUUCAACGCCCCAGGAGUAAGCCCUCAUAAUUAUUUGAAUAUUCCUGCGUCUGCUGGAAGCCCAGGACCCUACUGUUCAGAAGCGGGCAUGUUGGGUUACAACGAGAUCUGUCAAUUGAAAGCGGAGGGUGGUUGGACUGAGAUAUGGGACAAUCAGCAUAAGGUCCCAGCCAUGGGCAAAGGUAACACCUUCGUGAGCUACGACAACGAACGUUCGAUUCAAAUGAAGGUUCAAUAUGCUAGGUCUAUGCGACUAGGUGGUUUGAUGAUCUGGUCCAUAGACACCGAUGAUGUUCAUGGCAUCGGUGGCAGACCUUAUCCGAUUCUGUCUACUAUCAACGAAAAUCUCUACUAAUGAACUUGGUCCCUAUUAUUAAUCUUGGCAAAACUACGCGCUUUCUUCAUUAAAAUUUAUAAUCACGCUUUUAUAAUUGUUUCUAGCUUAGAAUUACGAAAUGAAUAAAUAUUGCAAAGCA
Molecule: messenger RNA, 1324 nt
Organism: Dalotia coriaria
Lineage: Eukaryota; Metazoa; Arthropoda; Insecta; Coleoptera; Staphylinidae
Product: probable chitinase 2
Exons: 5
Coding region: 121-1203 (360 amino acids)
Biological process (GO): chitin catabolic process; carbohydrate metabolic process
Cellular component (GO): extracellular region
Molecular function (GO): chitin binding; chitinase activity
Source: RefSeq, a predicted model, not a curated record